AUGGGACGGUCACAUGAUCACGGCAAAGAACCGGCAUUGCUUCACUGUGGCGUGGUUACUCGUCGUGGUUCUCAGCUUUCUUUGUGUUGUGUCGUGUUGUCAAGCUUUAUUCGCGCGUUAAAACAAAUACAAGACACACAGGAGGCAAUCAUCGGUCUGUUCUCCACAUUGGACUCGUCCAACCCACACCUCCAACACUUCCUGCGCGCCAGCCACGUCGAGAAGGAUCGCUGCUCGUUUCACAUCAUCCAUGGCCUCAUGCUUGCGGAUGAACCGAUUGAGGUAGUAGAUAAAUUUGUUUACCUUGGCAGCUGUAUCGGUCCCGGUGGUUUCGCAAAAGAUGAUAUUUCCAUCCGGAUUGGGAAGGCCAGAGCAGCUUUUGCGGACCUACGUCACCUGUGGCCUAGGCGUGACAUCAGUUUCUCUGUCAAGGGUCGAGUUUACAAUGCUGCGUGUUUGGCCAUCGAUGUCUUCGGAGCAUUGUCCGAAUCUGGUGGGAACACUGGAUCAGCAAUUCUGAACAUUGUGGACGAGGGUGAUAAAAUGGCUCAUCGAGAGGCUGUGUCCCAGCGAAUAAAAGAAAUUACCACGAUGAAAAAGGCCAACUUCCAGGCAAUUCACUCCUGGAUCGUUCGCAAAUGCACUCUACUGGUCCGUGAGCUGACGUUUGCCAAUGCAGAGGAAAUAACCGAUGAGGCAUUGCCGUUACUCCUGCUUUUCUACGACAAAGAAUCAGAGCAUUUAAAGCCCAAGUUUCAUGAGGUCGUUAACGCCCAUCUCUCAAGUCAUCUAGGACAAAUCAACUUCUUGACCGCAGACGGAAACACAUUUUCACAUCCGCUGGCCCACAUGGGUAAAUCUGCUGCGGAUCUUCCAUUCUUUUGCAUCGAUUCUCUUGUGCACAUGUACGCACAUCCGAAGAAAGCAGAUGUUUUGCUAAGAUCUUCAACCUCGUCCGACUGGACGAACAAGUUGUUCACCGCAAUCAAGUGUAUCAAACUCGCCAAAUCUCUCGCUGCAAUAUUGUCUCAGCUGGCCCCCCAUAUGCAUGGAUCUACCUACGCUGACGAUGAGGAGGAAAUCUUUCAUGUUGGCCGUUCAACCAAUGCCUAUCAACGCGCUCAAGUUGAAUGUCGCUUCGUCAUUGGUCGGGUAAUAAUCUAG
Molecule: messenger RNA, 1164 nt
Organism: Opisthorchis viverrini
Lineage: Eukaryota; Metazoa; Platyhelminthes; Trematoda; Opisthorchiida; Opisthorchiidae
Exons: 9
Coding region: 1-1164 (387 amino acids)
Source: RefSeq, a predicted model, not a curated record